CUCAGUACGAAGAAAGAGAGCUACCGAAAGGAGUAAGAAACCCUCGCCUCUUCCUGCGAGAAACCCUUCUCCUUCUCUUGAAAUCGCCGGAUUCUCUUUCUCCAAACCCACUUUGUCUUUCUCUGCACCGUCCAUCCGGUGUGCCGUACCUCGAUCGGUUACAGUUCAAGAGAACAAAGGCCAUGAAGUUCUCUGGCAGUUAUACUUGCAAGCGACUUACAUGUGGAUUUCUUCCCCCAAACACCACCUCUAAGUGACUGACACAGAACUUACAGGCAUCCAAACGACCCAGUAACAGCAGAAGAGAAGAGGCAUGGGAGAGGAGGCGAAUUCGACGCAGGAACCUCCAAACGAGACCAUGCCAGACAACGUCCAGGCCUUGCUUGAGGCUGCUAGAUAUGCUGACAUUGAUGACAUGAUAAGCUUAGCGUCUACAGGUGUUUCUCUUGAUUCUAAGGAUUUUGAAGGCCGAACAGCACUUCAUAUGGCUGCUGCCAAUGGACAUCUUGACAUAGUGGAUUAUCUUAUCAGAAAUGGAGCGGAUCUUAAUGCUUGUAAUGCAGAGAAAAACACCCCUCUCCAUUGGGCUUGCCUUAAUGGUCAUGUUGAGGUGAUUAGGAAUUUGAUUAUGGCGGGAGCUGAUGUAACUACCCUAAACAGCCAUGAGCGGACCCCGAUGGAUGAAGCAGUUAGCAAGGGUAAGAUGGAGGUGGUUGAUGCAAUCAAUGCUUCUGUAGCACAAGUGGAACUUGAUGGUGUUAGGGUUUCCUGAGUCUUACUAUCAGAACUGAAAGCAGGACAACUUUGUGGAUGUACAGACCUCAAGUUUCAACCUGCUUCGCAGCCUUGUGUUAUUUAGACUAAGCAGCGGGGUUUGGGUAAAGUGGCUAAAGUAUCCAGCGGUGUUUGGGUAAAAAUGGCUCUUAAUAUCUCUACUUUGAUGAGGACCUGAAUUAGCGGAAUAUACUGUUGCUCUCCUCAUGGGAUGAUGUAAUUUUGAUCCUCACCUUCUCUACCGUAAAUGCGCCGAAUGAGAUUGUCCAAA
Molecule: messenger RNA, 1045 nt
Organism: Magnolia sinica
Lineage: Eukaryota; Viridiplantae; Streptophyta; Magnoliopsida; Magnoliales; Magnoliaceae
Exons: 7
Coding region: 314-772 (152 amino acids)
Biological process (GO): regulation of gene expression
Cellular component (GO): nucleus
Molecular function (GO): protein binding
Source: RefSeq, a predicted model, not a curated record